AAUGUUUAAAAUCAGUUGAAACUACCGAUUCUGUUCUGAUACGCGCAGCUUUCUCCCGCGAAUCGAAGAAGUGCCUGUUUUAAUGCUCGCGCAGAAAGCCAGCAACCAGACAGCCUGUUGAAAAGAAGAGAACCAAUCUUAAGAAAAAUUAGCUGGAGUCAUUAGAAGGCGGCGGCGAGUAGUGCAAAUCAAAGAUGGUUUCUUCCAAGCAAUGCGACUUUUCCCCAUUGGUGUGUCUGAGUGACUUCGAGAGAGAGGCUCGGAACAUUCUGCCCCGUAACGCACUCAACUACUACAAGUCGGGCGCAGACGAAGAACACACCCUAGCUGACAAUGUUGCAGCAUUCAGAAGAUUGCGUCUCAUUCCGAGGGUGCUGCGUGACGUGGAGGGCGUGUCCCUUCAGGGUCAUGCUAUUCUGGGCCAAAUUGUCUCCAGUCCCAUAUGUGUGGCCCCCACUGCCAUGCAGAAAAUGGCUCAUGGACAGGGAGAACUUGCAACUGCAAGAGCAUGCGCUAAAAAAGGGACUCUGAUGGCACUGAGUACUCUGACUACAGUGGCUUUGGAGACCAUAGCAGAAGAAGUGCCCACUUUGCACAGGUGGCUGCAGCUAUAUAUCUACAAGGACCUGGAGGCCACAUUAGAUGUGGUGAGGAGGGCUGAGAAGAAUGGGUUCAGUGUGGUGGCAGUGACUGUCGACACCCCCUUCCUGGGCAAGAGGAGGGAGGACGAGAGACACAAGUUCACACUACCCUCACACCUCGC
Symsagittifera roscoffensis is the source of this 763-nucleotide messenger RNA. RefSeq names its product 2-Hydroxyacid oxidase 1-like. Lineage: Eukaryota; Metazoa; Xenacoelomorpha; Acoela; Convolutidae. The record is from RefSeq and is a predicted model, not a curated record. Gene Ontology annotation, molecular function: FMN binding; oxidoreductase activity.